AUAAGGGAGGAACACAUCCUUUUCCCUGCCUUUCAGAGCCAAAUAACUUAUGGAUGAUAGAAAGCUCACCUAUCAAGCAAUUUUCUAUGAGAUAUUAUAUCAAAUGGUCAUUGAGAAAUGCACUGAGGAGGAUAAAGGGAAACUCAGAAGCUGAAGCUUCUCUCAUGAAAAUCAAUUCACUCCGAGCUGAAGCAGAUCAUGCAACAGAAAGAGCCGAGGAAGCAGAAGCAAAUUUAAAGAAAGCAAAUGAAGAAAUAAUAGCCAAAGAACAAGAAAUCAUUUCACAUCAAAAUAAAAUAACACUUUUAGAAGCGGAACUUGAGCGAGCGGAGAAGAAACUUUCGGAUAUUAAACUUGCAAAAGAUGAAGAAGAAAAUAGUAAAAGUGUUACUGAAUCACUUCAACGAAAAAAUGCUUUACUUGAAAAAGAAUUGGAUAAUGCCGAGAAGACUUUAAGAGAGACGACUGAAAAAUUACGUCAAACAGAUGUAAAAUCGGAACAUUUUGAAAGAAAAGUUCAUCAGCUUGAAUCUGAAAAAUUCGAAUUAGAAAAAGCACUUGAACAACAAUCUGAAGAGUUUAAAGCAGUUAAAGAAGAACUUGAUACCACACUCAAAUCAAUUGCUGACCUUUAA
Molecule: messenger RNA, 635 nt
Organism: Entrophospora candida
Lineage: Eukaryota; Fungi; Glomeromycota; Glomeromycetes; Entrophosporales; Entrophosporaceae
Source: the annotation of a GenBank genome assembly